Aspergillus tanneri is the source of this 354-nucleotide messenger RNA. RefSeq lists its product as uncharacterized. NCBI's taxonomy places the organism in Eukaryota, Fungi, Ascomycota, Eurotiomycetes, Eurotiales, Aspergillaceae. The record is from RefSeq and is a predicted model, not a curated record. Bases 1 to 354 code for a protein of 117 amino acids. The transcript has a single exon.
AUGGAGACUACUAAACGCUGGGGUGGGGUGGUGUUCGAGUCACCCCAGGACAACACUGAUCGACAUAAUUUUCGACACAUUUCUCGACAAAGACUGGGUGUGGUAAACGAAAACCUGCGUUUGCUCCUAGAAACCGGUAACUUGGCCCUCAAACUGAGUGUACCGAAGAAGAUUCUCAAGCCAAUGGCCAUUUUGCUAUUGAUGAAAGACCGGGAAUGGAUGCGAAAAGCAGACUAUCUGAUCAUCAAUGCUGGAGCUGGACAGUCCACAGCCAUUGGACUUGAUUACACCUUUGAAACCUUUUUGAGAACUAUUUCCCUUCCUUCCUCCGACUGGGCUAGGGCGGCUCGAUGA